Eriocheir sinensis (Chinese mitten crab) is the source of this 1863-nucleotide messenger RNA. RefSeq names its product myosin regulatory light chain 2-like. The transcript has 5 exons. Bases 165 to 824 code for a protein of 219 amino acids. Gene Ontology annotation, cellular component: cytoplasm; myosin II complex. Gene Ontology annotation, biological process: post-embryonic development; locomotion. Lineage: Eukaryota; Metazoa; Arthropoda; Malacostraca; Decapoda; Varunidae. The record is from RefSeq and is a predicted model, not a curated record. Gene Ontology annotation, molecular function: myosin heavy chain binding; calcium ion binding.
GAGGGUAUAUAUUGAGGGUCAUGGAGAGAGCCACGCCUCCGCUGCCCCUAGAGAGAGUGAGAGAGAGAGUGAGAGAGAGAGUGAGAGAGAGGGUGCCUGUAUGAGUUAACUCGUGCGUGCAAAGGCUAGCUCAAGAAACACACAAACACACACACUAAGGAAACAUGACGGACGAGAAGAAGGUCAAGAAGAAGAAGAAGAAGGAGGAGGAACCAGCCGCCCCAGCAGCUGCCCCGGAACCCAAGGCCGCCCCGCCCCAGCCCGACCCCUCGCCCCCUGCCCCGGCCUCGACCCCCGUGUCCUCCAAGCCCUCCUCGCGCAAGACGUCCUCCCGCCGCGCCAAGAAGACCGGGUCCAAUGUGUUCGAUAUGUUCACGCAGUUCCAGGUGGCCGAGUUCAAGGAAGGCUUUCAGAUGAUGGACAAGGACAAGGAUGGGGUGCUGGGAAGGGGUGAUCUGCGCCAGGUGUUCGACCAGGUGGGGCGGAUUGCGACGGACCGCGACCUGGACGAGAUGCUUCACGAGGCUCCGGGGCCCAUCAACUUCACCAUGCUGCUGCAGAUGUUCGCCGAGCACAACAGCGGCACGUCGGACGAGGACCACGUGGUUGCUGCCGCCUUCAACGCCUUUAGCGAGGACGGCUGGAUCGACGGCGACAUGUUCCGCCACGCGCUCAUGACUUGGGGCGAGAAGUAUUCCGCGCAGGAGGCCGACGAUGCCUUUGACCAGUUCAUGGUGGACGACCGGGGCUUCGUCGACACCGCGGCGGUCAUCCAGCUGCUCACGGGCAAGAGUGACCUGGAGGGGGAGACGGCCCAGACUUAGGUUUGGACGCCUUUCCUCUUCUCUCCAGCGAGGUCAAGUCUUCUCCGUCUCUCCGUACCUCCAUACCUCCAUUUUGACUUCCCUCCAUCCCUCCACUCCUCCAUUCUCUCCUCCCCUCCCCGUCCCUCCCUUCCCUCCAACCUCCCCUUCUCUCUCCUCCACUUGCCAUACAUAUCCUUUCCUUCCUUCUCCUCUUCUUCCUCCUCCUCCUCCUCCUCCUCCUCUUCCUCCUCCUCUUCCCUUCCUCUCUAUAAAUCUUUCUUCUCUUUUAUUUCUUAUCUUCUUUUCCUUCUCUCCUCCUCCUCUUCUUCCUCCCUUUUCCCUUUUGCUACCUCUUCCCUCCUCCUCCUCCUCUUCCUCCUCCUCCUCCUCCUCCUCCACCUCUCCCUCCCUCCCUCCCUCCCUCCCUCCUUCCCCCCUACCCCUCCCACCACACCACAGCCCUUACGAGGCAGCUUCACACGGGACACACACACACACACACACACACACACACACACACACACACACACACACACGGGUUUCCUUAAAUACCUACACGAGACUUUUAUCUAUUUCUGUCUACGUACACACACACACACACACACACACACACACACACACACACGUCAACACCUCAUAAAUUUUAAAGACAUACCUUUCUUAUGCCUCUUCAGGGGCCGCGUUUAGGUCAUUAUCCUCAGUCUGGGGCCCCGUGUUAUUAUCCUCCUUCAAGGGCCCUAUUAUUAUGCUAUCCUCACUCAGGGGCCUCGGGUCAUUAAGCUUCCUCAGGGGCCAUUAGUGAUGCAAGCCUUCGAGGGGCAUCACAAGUUAAGCUUCUUCAGGGGCCCAAAAGUGUUAAUUAUGCUUCUUCAGGGGCGCCCGAUGUGUUAAUUAUCCUUCUUCAGGGGUCCCAAAUGUGUUGAUUAUCCUUCUUCAGGGGCGCCAAAGUGCAUAAGUAUCCUCCUUCAGGGGCCCAGUGUAAACAAACAGAGCCAAGUCCUCGUGAACCUGUCGAGUAAAACAAGAGAAGAAAAAAAAAAUGAUUACCCCCAACCAA